Grammomys surdaster is the source of this 7402-nucleotide messenger RNA. RefSeq names its product mitogen-activated protein kinase kinase kinase 13. The annotation marks the transcript as partial. Lineage: Eukaryota; Metazoa; Chordata; Mammalia; Rodentia; Muridae. The transcript has 8 exons. Gene Ontology annotation, biological process: JNK cascade; protein phosphorylation. The record is from RefSeq and is a predicted model, not a curated record. Gene Ontology annotation, molecular function: ATP binding; JUN kinase kinase kinase activity.
AUACUUGGGAAGUGCCAUUUGAGGAAAUCUCAGAGCUGCAGUGGCUUGGUAGUGGAGCCCAAGGAGCUGUCUUCCUGGGCAAAUUCCGAGCAGAGGAGGUAGCCAUCAAGAAGGUGAGAGAACAAAAUGAGACGGACAUCAAGCACCUGAGGAAGCUGAAGCACCCUAACAUCAUCGCCUUCAAGGGUGUUUGCACUCAGGCCCCGUGCUACUGCAUCAUCAUGGAGUACUGUGCCCACGGGCAGCUGUACGAGGUCCUGAGAGCUGGCAGGAAGAUUACACCGCGGCUGCUGGUGGACUGGUCCACAGGGAUCGCCAGUGGGAUGAAUUACCUCCAUCUCCAUAAAAUUAUACAUCGGGACCUCAAGUCACCCAAUUUCAUUGACAGGCACGCUCUGGAUAUUCGAGAGCACUAUGAGAGAAAGCUCGAACGGGCUAACAAUCUGUACAUGGAACUGAGCGCCAUCAUGCUGCAGCUGGAGAUGCGGGAGAAGGAACUCCUUAAGCGAGAGCAAGCAGUGGAAAAGAAGUAUCCUGGCACCUACAAACGACAUCCUGUCCGACCAAUCAUCCACCCAAAUGCCAUGGAGAAGCUCAUGAAAAGGAAGGGUGUGCCUCACAAGGCUGGGGUGCAGACUAAGCGGCCAGACCUCUUGCGAUCCGAAGGCAUCCCUAGUACAGAAGCGGUUCCCACUGCAUCCCCUCUGUCUGGAAGUCCCAAAAUGUCCACCGCAAGCAGCAGGAGCCGGUACCGAAGCAAACCACGUCACCGCCGAGGGAACAGUAGAGGCAGCCACAGCGACUUCGCAGCAAUCUUGAAAACUCAGCCCACCCAGGAAAAUUCACCCCACCCCACCUACCUACACCACACUCAGGCUCAGUGUGCUUCUGUCCAUCAACAUAAUCCUCUCCAGCAGCAAUACCAGCAACCCCCUCCUACCCUGCCUCAGAGCCGCCAUCCCAGACUCAAUGCGCAUGGGCAGGACAUUGCAACCUGCGCCAAUAACCUGAGGUACUUUGGCCCAGCAGCAGCCCUACGGAGUCCACUCAGCAACCAUGCUCAAAGACAGAUGCCUGGCUCUAGCCCCGACCUCAUCUCCACAGCCAUGGCAGCAGAUUGCUGGAGAAAUUCUGAACUUGACCAAGACCAAGUUGGACCCUGGGGUUGCUGUCAGGCUGAACCCUAUGAUCCCUGUUUCCAGUGCAGGCCAGAACAUUCUGGGUCUUUAGAGCUUCCCACUACUGAGCCAGUGGGGAGGAGCCCAGACCGGUCCAGUUCACCAGCGCACACUCCUCUUUCAGGAAAUGCCCAAGGCUCUGAGAGAACGGAGGCAAACGGAUUCAAUGGCUGUCAGUCUGGUAUUUCUCAUCAAUUCACACCCCCAAUGCUACCUCAAAAGACACGGCCCCUUCAGAAGAGUGGAGAUGACUCCUCAGAAGAGGAAGGAGAAGUGGACAGUGAAGUAGAAUUUCCCCGACGACAGAGGCCUCACCGCUGCAUUAGCAGUUACCAGUCAUACUCAACAUUUAGCUCCGAGAACUUCUCUGUGUCUGAUGGAGAGGAGGGCAACACUAGUGACCACUCGAACAGUCCCGAUGAAUCAGCCGACAGACGGCAGGACCACCUGGCAGAGGCCCUGGACGACCUGCUGUCCCAGACACCCGAGGCCCCCAUCGAGAUCUCCUCCCACUCAGAUGGGCUGUCUGACAAGGAGUGUGCUGUUCGGCGCGUGAAGACACAGAUGUCCCUGGGCAAGCUGUGUGCCGAGGAGCGCGGCUACGAGAAUCCUGUGCAGUUUGGAGACUCAGACUGUGACUCUUCAGAGGGCGAGUGUUCCGACGCCACAGUUAGGACCAGCAAGAACUACAGCUCUGCCACCUGGUGACAAGGGCUCUCCAUCAGGUCUUAAGACUGGCAAUCUCCUCUCCAGCAAUAGACUCCUCCCUCCUUCAUCUGUCUGGGAGGAGUGGCCCAGUCCCAGAAACAAGCCACAGUGACAGGAACAUGAGACUUGUCAACUCUCUGGGAAAUACCCAAAUGAAACUACGUCUCACUGAGCAUUUCAAUCAAGAAUGGCAGGGAUCUAUUGUACUGAAUUCUCCAGCUACUGUAACAUUGAUAUUUAUUUUUGUUGGACAUUUUAACACUUUGUAUUGUAAAGAGUGAACUAUAUAUGAUACAGACACAAUAAUUUCUUUACAAAAAAAUUAAGGAAAUGUUGCUCUUAGGAGCAACAUUUGGAAUUUGUGGGUCCAGGUGUCACUGUCACUUGAACAUGGGACCGGAUCUUUCAUCCAUGUUGAAGAGUUGUAAGGGGACAUGUUAAACAUUGAAAACACAAGCCAAAGGAUCACAGCCACAUUAAGGUCAAUUGGCUUGUCCAUUCGAAGGAUGGAAACGACCUGGAGGUUGAGUGAUCUCAUAGCACCACUGCCGUGGAAGGCAUGUGCUUCCUGUAGGAGGAAAGAGCACACAGAGCUAUAAGUGCACAUCUGGAAGCCAUUUUGUUUCUUGAGCGUUAAGCAGAUCCCGGCAGUAAGAGCUUCAGCAGCAUCAGGUCCUGCCCUCAGCACAUGCUUCCCCUUCAGUGCCGCCAUUUUCAUGCCCCUGAUCAGCGUGUUCUUCCAGCAGUGCCAUUUCUCCCAGGUAGCUUCCUUUCUUUCCACCUGUUGGCCACUUCUUUUAGGAAGGGGAAAGGGUCCUGAAGGAGAUAAAGGGGUGAGUGAGAAAGCAUCUGUGACAUUAGAGAAACUAGCCUGUAAAAAUUCCUUCUGGAGAUGCCUCUAUUCUGAUAUAUAAGCAAGACAGUGCAACCCCUCUCUGACCCAGGUUGUCUACCUCCCGGAAUCACACAGAAGGCAGCUAGGAUGUGUGUAUCCAGUGUCCAAUCCCAAACCAUCUUUAUUUUGUUCAUGAUCUCAUUUUAGCUUGGAAGCUUUGGUGGCUGUCUAUCAAUCACUGUAGCAUAAAAGGCUAAAUUAGCAGCUCAUAGAAGGUGACGCCCCUCACCGCAUUUUUGUUAAAUGCUAUCUGUAAAAUAUGGUAGGUUUGUUUUAUUUGUUUGUUUUCAUUCUGAAUCACUGCGGUUUUGUUUAAUUGGGUUAGGAAAUUUGUAGAAGGAACAGCUGAUGCUAGACAGGAAUUAGAAUUACUUUAGUUUCUCAAAAGCAUGUGAAUCUUCCUGUGUCUAGGGUCCUGGGCUAUGAAAGGUACCCCGAGGUGCUUUGUGGAGCCUUGGCUUGAAGCAGGAAAUGUCUCAUAGUCCCCUGGGGGCUGGGUCACAGGUGGGCACCACCAUGCCUGGCUUAAAGAUGUUUCAUCCAGAAUUUAUAUACACACACAUUGGCCUGAUUCCUGUCUCAGUGCAGGCUUCUGCCAAGCAUUGCCCUGCAUUCUGAUGUUGCAUCCUGUAAGGAUGUUAGGUAUUAAGACAUUCCAGCCCCAAUGGAAACAGUGCCCCUGGGCCGGGUGUCACUCACUGACUGCAUCAGCCAAAAUGACGUGCAGGAGGGACUCAGAGCCAGUCUUACGUUGGACCCCUCCUUUGUUUACACUUUAUGUUGAGACAUUGAUUUUAAAACUUAAUCUAUAAUUUUCGCUCAUUGGAAAGAUGAAGGAACAUGUACUUAGAAAGCAGUAUUGUUUUGUUAAAUUAUUCCGUUUUGUAUGAACCGUAGCAGGGCUACACAAGAGCUUAAGUUAUGGCAUUGUUAUCCUUGUGUUUACUUUAUGCCGUCAUCAUUUUCUGUUGACCAGAAGGUGUGGCUUAUGAUGUAGCACAAUGACUGUUUACUGCUAACCGUGAAUUAUUGUGGACUUUGUGGUCCUAAGUGAAGGCUGGGGAUGGAGCUGCCCUUUGGCACUCCCAGCAUUCCUCAGUGUUUUCCCUGGUCUCCUGAAUACUGCAGCAAUGGCCUGAGGAGGUGGGCUCUGCCCUGACACCCAACGAGUACACUGUGAUUUUUUUUUUUACUUGAUUGUAAAAGCUCCUGAAUAUGACCAAGUGAUCAACAAGUAGUUCAAAGGCUUCAAAAGUUACAAACUUUCUAAAGUGUCUUAGAAUAAAAUCAUGGGACUGUAAGAACAGCAAAAAAAGAUUGAAUGGUCAGACGGCAAGACAAAACAUCUCUUUGAGGACUCAUGAGGUAGUUUCAAGAGUGGACAGAGAACUGGUCACCAUCUCCUUCCUACUGAGUCCCACAGAGAGACUAGAAGAGACAUGUACAACACCAGCAGGAUAUGCUUCUGUGACUGCCUCAGGUCCCAUUCCUUAGAAUUAAGACUCUUCCAGUCCCACACAAAGCAGGAGCAGCUGUCUGUCCUGUGCACACUGUUAGUGACAACAGUGAGCUCUGAAGAGCAGCUUCUGCCUGCACCAUUCAGUGUCCUCCCAGAAAACCCACCCAGUACCUCAGCCUUCAUCAGCAUUCUGCGUUCCCACCCUGCCUGUGUGGCACACUAAGGCCGCCUUAACUGGAUUCACCGUUACGGGAUGCCAUGAUAUGCCAGGGAUGUGGUAUUUGAGUCCAUUCACUGUAUCGUCCAGAUGGGAGUGAAGUCCACACUUCUGUAGUAGAGUUAAUGAGGUUUCAGAAAAAAAAAAAUGGUUCUAAACAAGGUUUAAAGGGAAGAACAGUUCUACCCCACCUGCCAUGUAGGAGACAGGAAAUACAAACUGUGUUUCCUUAAAACAUUAUCGUCAUCCGAAGAACCUCGAGUGGAGAGAUCAGGGAACGUAAGAGCCAAUUCUUCAGUGCUGUUAGAUGCCGCCAUGCUUUGGUGCUUUGAGAAUCCUUGCCAGACCAAUUUGAAGCUUCAGCACUUACUGUGAGAUGGAUGGCUCGUUCUUUGGCCGGCUGUUUUUGACUGACUACUAAGAUGAGUUUCAUUUUGUAUUGCAAUCAAGCACUGGAUCUUUCUCUUUUUCCUAGAUCAUGUCCCUAAGUAAAAAUUGCUCUUAAAAUAAUAGCCUAGCACAGUAAUGGAGAAGCCUGCGUGCACUUUAAAACAUUCCCCACCACCACUAAGUUCAGAGCUUGCUGCAGGACUGGGGGCAUUCUGCCCAGGACAAUGAAGAUGAUGGUUUAAGGUGACUUAUGUGGCAUGCUUGAAGACUGAGUAGUUUAAGCCUUUAGUUCCACCAAGUUAAUCCUGGAAUUAAAGUCAUUUUGAGUCAGUACUGUCUAGUGAUUAUUCAGGGCCAUUUUGUUAAAUUGUUCCCCUAACCUGCUCUGAGUGAUGGAAGCAAUGGCACUGGAGUUCCUUGUUACUAACGGAGGCUUGUCAGUGCUUCCCACAAGGUAGCCCUGACAUCUUCCCCAUGUUCCCCCACAAGGUAGCCCUGACAUCUUCCCCAUGUACCCCACAAGGUAGCCCUGAAAUCUUCCCCAUGUUCCCCCACAAGGUAGCCUGACAUCUUCCCCAUGUUCCCCACAAGGUAGCCCUGACAUCGUCCCUGUGCUCCCCACGAGGUAGCCCUGACAUCUUCUGUGAGAAUGUGUUCCAGUUGAUCCAGUGGUUUACUUUUUUUCUUAUGCCCUUAUGUCUCAAAUGUUUUUAAUUAUAUAUUUUUUAAUUCUUUGAGAAUUUCAUACAUGUAAGCACUGUGCUAUGAUCAUAUUCACUCCAUAACCCGCUAUAUACCACCUAAGCCAGCCUCCUCUCAACUUCAGGCUUUUGGAUUGUUGUUUUGGUAAUUCACCAAGUCCAGCUAGUGCCACCCAGACAUGUGUGUGGCCGUCCACUGGAGCAAGGGACACUAACAGCAGACCACGUCCACAAAGGUGUGAUUUUCCCUCCCCCAAUAGCUGUCAACUGCCAAUAACUCUGCAAUAAAGAAAGUACCAGAGAUUUCCUUCCCACAUCAAAUUCUCUUUUUAAGACAUUCCUAGCUGGGUGUGGUGGCACAUACCUUUAAUCCUAGCUCUGGGAGAGGCAGAGAGGCAGACUCUGUGACUUCAAGGCUAGCCUGGUCUACAUACAAGCCAGGCAGAGUGACUUGGUGAGACUCUGUCUCAAAAAUUAAUAAUAAUAAUAAUAUCUAAGGGAUUCCUGCCCCGCCCCACAUAUACUAUGUUUAUUUCUUGAAACCAAACUACCAUAUUUCACCAUGCUGCACCUCUACCCUAAACGCUGUGGUCUGCGUAUGCGCGCCCUCUUGCUCCCUGCUGAUCCCUGCUACAGCCUCAGAGCAGGGCAUCACUCACACCUUGCUGGAAUUGGUGUACAAAGUCUGUAUUGACCAUUUGCGAUCUUGAGUCCCCUGAUGGGCAAGUACAGGGCCACGCCAAGGGUCUCCUUAUGGAUCUCCAAGGGGACCCAGCAGGGUGUGCCAUGACAGGCGAAGGGCCACUUGCCACCAAUCCCAUCUCUACCCACACUGAACUGUACCGAUGAGCACACUCUUCCUGUCUGAACAGAAGGUUCAGGUGUGCCAUCCGUUACUUGUUUCCUCCCGAGACGAUGUGAAAAAUGAUGUGAUAUUUUUAUCAAGACUUUUCUUCAACUGUCAGUGUGGACUCAGUACCUUUCCAGGCAGCAAGCUUUUCUUUGCUGAUGCCAUAGAACAAAUGUCCCAAUCUGUUCACCUCCCUCUAGACUGGCCCACUGGAUCCAUAAAUUUGCUUAUCUGCUUGGCUCAAUUGGUACAGCAAAAGCCCGUUUAAACAAGAAUGAGCUGAACUAGGCUGCUAAGUGGAAGACCCGGUGGAACCUAGGACAUUUCUCAGGGACAGUGGCUAAAGAGGGUAGCUCUCAAAAACAGAACUAGGUGAGGCUUUGAGCAAUAUCACAUAGCAACGGAGUGAUGGAAGGAUUUCAGCCAGUGCCACACCCACAGAUGGCAAGGCCACUGUAAGGAAGCUUCCAGGAGAACCACAGCCCUGCUUCCCAGGGCCACUGUACAGCACUAGGGGUGGAUCAGCGGCAUCUGGCCCUAUGCUGCUCUCUGGUGAUCAUGGCUCUCCCAUGGCUACAAGCUAGAGGGCGCAGCCACAUGUGAGGGGUGGGGUGGCCACAUCUAGAGCUCCACUUCCCAGAGGAUGGGGAAACCCUUUGAGUCUUUUUUUUUUUUAUUGUAUGUAUAUGUCUGCCUUCUCUUUCGCCUGUCUCUCUCCCAUCUAUCUCUCCUCUCUCUCUCUCUCUCUCUCUCUCUCUCUCUCUCUCUCUCUCUCUCAAUAAUGUGAGUUCCUACUGAUUGAGAGCAAACAAAUUUCUUUCUAAUAUUUAAGUCUCAGAAUGAACCCCCGAGUCUCUCUCCCGUGGCCUCAGCUCCCGGGCCCCCCCCACCCCACUCCAUGUCCUUUUCAGAUAUCGGCUCUGGCUUUGUACUGAACAGCAAUGGGAACAAGAAUGAUUAUGAAAACAAACCAAUGCAUGAAAUUAAACAAAAAGUAUACCUUA